GAUUGGGGGGCUGAACCCAGGGCUCCAGUGGUUUGUGCCCCAGCCUCAUGGGUGGAAUGCGCCUGCCACCCCCAGGCUAGACAAGGGGGCUAAGGGUCAGGGUGGGCAUUUGUUGCACCCCUUUUUGACCUUUGUCAAACUCUGUAGGUCAGAGUUGGGUGAGGGGCUGGACAAUGAGUCUCCUCUUCCUUGAAAGGAGGAAUUUCGGUGGAGACAAUAGGGCCCUGUCUGCUCUGUAUGGGGGUGGUGGUGGCUGACUCAACUCUGUUCCCCUCUAGGCCCUGACAAAUGUCAUCAAGAAAUGGGGGCAAUUUUCCCCUGUUGUCCUGGGCUGCCCACCCCUGCUUCCUUUGUGAUGACUUGCCCUCCUUUCCUCAGCUGAUCUUGCCUCUUCUCCCAUGGUCUGAUCCUGCUUUGUUCUCUGCUUUGAUUUCCAGACCCUCAAUACUCCCCCAGAAUUUGUUCGUUGAAGGUGGGUGGGCAAGGGCCAGGGAUACUGGGGAUAUUAAAGCAGCAGCAGCCUUUGCUGAGUUGGGGGUUCCAGAACUAAGGGGUCUCAGAGGGUUGGGAAGAUACCUUUAGGGGGCCCUUUGCCGGGGUGGGAGUGAGGGUAGUGGGACUCGGACCCCACUGAGCAGAUCAAGUUGGUGCUGUGGAGGAGGCCUGAGGAAGGGGGCGGGAAUGGGAGGACUGUGUGGCCCAGCCCCUCCUCUCCUUUGCUGCUGCCCAGCCCGCCCACCAGUCUGAGUUGCUGCUGCUGAGACUGGUCUGCCUGGAGUCUCCAGGAGAGAGGGAAAGACAGGUGGGGAGAGGAAGUCAGCUGGGAAAGGGUAGGGGCUGCUCAGAGCCUUAGAGCGAGUGUGAGUUGGGGGGUGCUGUGGGAGGGAGAGGUGUGAGUAUGUGAGGGUAGUAGGGAUGUGUUUAAGGUGUGAGGCUGCCAGGUGCAUGGGUUUGUGUGUGAGGUAUGAGGAGUGUAAUGGUGAAUAUCUGAAGUUCUGAAGGUAGGAAGGUUACGGUAGAAGAGGGCUAGUUAGAGAUAUUAGAGAUCGGUCAUGUUAGAGAGGGUCACGAGGGGAGGUUAAUGUGUCUGGAGGGGAUUUGCAGGGAGGGUGUUAGGAUGUGACUGAUGUGCUGAAGGAAAGGUUGGUGUUAGUUCAGUGUACACACAGAUGCAGAUGAUCCUGGUGGCUAGUGCAAGUGUGUACAAAUCAAUGUUUUGCUGCCCUUCAAGGGCACCAGCAGACUGCUCUUGGAGGGACUGGAGCUGGAAAAGUCCAUAGGACAGGGGAAGGGCCUCCUUUAACCGCUUCUUGCCUGCAGCUGGCAGAGCCUGGAGUCAAGGAGAAUCAUGGGGUCCAGGGAUGAGCUGUGCACUCUCCUAGCCGGACUCUCAUUCUUCCUGCUACUGAUGUCAGGCGAGGGGGCCAAGGGUGGACCCCUCAAAGAGAGCCAGGGGAUCUGCUCCAAGCAAACAUUGGUGGUCCCGCUCCGUUAUAACGAGUCCUACAGCCAACCGGUGUAUAAGCCCUACCUGACUUUGUGCGAAGGAAGGCGCAUCUGCAGCACCUACAGGACCACGUACCGCGUGGCGUGGCGGGAGGUGAGGAGGGAGGUGCAGCAGCCCCACGUCGUGUGCUGCCAGGGCUGGAAGAAGCGGCAUCCGGGGGCGCUCACCUGUGACGAAGCCAUCUGUGCCAAGCCCUGCCUGAACCGUGGCGUGUGCAUUGGGCCAGAGCAGUGCGAGUGCGCCCCGGGCUGGGGGGGGAAGCACUGUCACGUGGACGUGGAUGAAUGUAGGACUGGCGUCACCCUUUGCUCGCACCAUUGCCUCAACACUGCAGGCAGCUUCACCUGUGGCUGUCCCCGUGGCCUGGUGCUGGGCCCCGACGGGCGCACCUGCACAGAGGGGGACCCGGAGACCCCAACCAGUGCCAGCAUCCUUAGCGUGGCAGUUCGAGAAGCGGAACCUGAUGAGCACGCCCUGAGCUGGGAGGUCCGUGAGCUUCGAGCGCGUCUGGAGCGGCUGGAGCAGUGGGCCGGUCAGGCUGGGGCCUGGGUCCGAGCGGUGCUGCCUAUGCCACCCGAAGAGCUGCAGCCUGAGCAGGUAGCCGAGCUGUGGGGCAGGCAUGACAGAAUCGAGUCUCUCAGCAACCAAGUGCUGCUGCUGGAGGAGAGGCUAGGUGCCUGUGAGUCCACAUGCCUGUCUGCUGGGACCCCCAUCCCCUGGCAGCUGGCCCCGACUCUUUCAGACACUUUUCCCCAGUUCAGUUUUCUCUUUUCCCAAAACUUUCUCCAACACUCACUCUUCCCACACUGUCCCAGCUACCUGCACAUCACUACCCUUUUUUCUGGUACCCUUCCCCGAUCCCUGUGUUCCACUUAUUGUCAGGUUAGUGUCGAGUCUCUACAGUGCCCAUCACCCACUCCAAGCUGGAGGCAGCCCCAGAAAUCCACAGUUCACAGCCAACCAGCCUGCCUGUCUCCUUGUCAUUAACCAGGCUCCUGUGAGGACAAUCGCCUGGGCCCAGGCCUCAAUCGGCUGCGAUAAGGAACCUCUGUAGAGCCUCUGCCCCCUAAUUUAUACAGAAACUGGACCCACUAAUCCUCUGGGAUUGGCCAGAUGGGGAGCUGCAGAUAAGGUUAUUUGCCACAA
Messenger RNA from Manis pentadactyla (Chinese pangolin), 2653 nucleotides. It is a transcript of the gene EGFL8, whose product is annotated as EGF like domain multiple 8. The coding region runs from base 1349 to 2494 and encodes 381 amino acids. Lineage: Eukaryota; Metazoa; Chordata; Mammalia; Pholidota; Manidae. The record is from RefSeq and is a predicted model, not a curated record. The transcript is spliced from 7 exons. Gene Ontology annotation, cellular component: cell surface; extracellular region. Gene Ontology annotation, biological process: anatomical structure development. Gene Ontology annotation, molecular function: signaling receptor binding; calcium ion binding.